AUGGCGCAAGCGGCGCCGAAGUACAACCCGCCAGUCUCAGGACCGCGGAAAGAAACACAAACCCUGCAGUGCUGGGCCUACGAAGGGCCCCAUAAAGCUGGAGCUGCCCCCAAGAAGAAUGAAGCCGUCAGGGAAAGCGAUGCAUACAACGUCGUCCUCCGCAGCAAGCUGGGAUCGCACUCCAUCGUACUAGGCGCCGAAGUUAAAGCGGUGGACCCCUCUGUUAAAUGCAAGCCGGGUUCUACGGCUGGAUACGUGGAGUUCAAGACAUGCGGCGACAACUUCAAGAAGGCCCAGCGGUAUAAGUUCUACAGGCAUACCUUGCUACGCUGGUGGGCGCACUGCCGCUUGGGCGGCAGCCCGAAGGCGUUUUGUGGUUUUCGCAACGAAAGUGGAAUUGUCUUUUCUGUCCAGGAGUUUGACGUUAUGAGGAUGCCGGAGAAGGCUGCGGGAAAGUGGUCGGAAGACAUAUGCAUGAAAUUCUGUGACCAGCUGCUUUCCUUCAUCAAACGGCAUGUUGAAGAGAAUGACGGAAGGAACGCCUACCUUUUCGAGUACGUGCCCACUUCGGGCGAAGUUGUCUGCAAGCGCCUGACAGAUCCCGGGAACCUUUACGGGCUGCCAGAUUGGUUCCUGGAGGCGUUCGAAGGUUAUUGAAGUGUCCGCAUCAGCUGCUGUCAUAAUCGCACCUCAUGCGAUGAUUUAGCGACAGCUGUUCUAGAUUUUUUAAAAGACAAAGGGUUUCCGUGUGCCCGCAAAACGUUCUACUUGAGGAAGAUGUACGAUGGUCGCGCAUUGCCUUAUGGAAGAUCCGAAGUAUAUUGUUUACAAUUUGUCAUUCUUGCAAAAAUAUCGCUGUUUUUAAUAAUUUUUGAUAGAGCUAAUGCUUUUGAAUUUUAAUGCUUGAUGACAGUGCUCUAUAAAAGUUGAAAUAUUUCAGGUAAUUACUGUACAAUGUAAACGAACGGUUACACAACUCGCAAUAUCCAUUGACGAGGCAGGCAUUAAAAUAAAAAUCAUUUUUUACACCUG
Dermacentor andersoni is the source of this 1032-nucleotide messenger RNA. Lineage: Eukaryota; Metazoa; Arthropoda; Arachnida; Ixodida; Ixodidae. The record is from RefSeq and is a predicted model, not a curated record.